Prorocentrum cordatum is the source of this 572-nucleotide messenger RNA. The record is from the annotation of a GenBank genome assembly. NCBI's taxonomy places the organism in Eukaryota, Dinophyceae, Prorocentrales, Prorocentraceae.
GCGAAGCGCCACCAGAUAACAAGGCACAGCAGCAAACUCAUCGAGAAUACGUACUUGCGCCUGGAUGAGGCGAGAUCGAAGUACGCGCUCAAAAAGGAGCGGGCAAUUCGCUUUGGCGCAGUCGAAUGGCCAGACAUCGAGGCCGACGAAGUCGACUUGGGCAAAGAGGACGAUCGGAGGCGGGAUUGGAAGCAAAUCGCCAGGAAGCAUUUGGAGAACACCAACGUGGUGUUGCAUACCGAUGGCGCCCGCGCAUAUAAAAUGCGCAUUCCUGGGGCCAUCCACGACAACGUCGUGCAUUGCAAGAAAAAGACCAUCAUUACAAGAAAAACAAUAUGGGUGAAACCGAAAUACUCGGAGACAAAGAAGCACAUCCUUCCUGACGGGCAGAACAUCGUCGUUAGAACAAGCACGCAGAUCAUCGACCGCUUCUGGUCACACUUGAGAACGCACCUGGGCGGGCUCGCGCACAAGGUCAACAACAUAUCCAUGUGGAGACGUGUUCGUUCUGCUCAGUGGACGUACUGGGAGAAAGGCCAGGGCCUGUGGGUGCGUACGGGUGAGAUGCUGCG